UUUAAAACUCAUCCCACUUUUCCAAACCCGAGUCAAACCUGUUGAGUUUGUGAAGGGUGUUGGCGUCGCUGCUGGAACUCUGGGAGCCGCUUCCUCGUUUUUCUUUCCGACAGAUCCAGCGACUAAAGAGGUAAACAGCUUGAAGAUGUCAAAGAUCAGCGCUUUGGUGUUGAUGGCAAUUAUGUCGGUGGUGUUUGCAGAAGAAGAGAACCAGGAAGAGGACCCUUUUACCUUUGACUACCACAGACUGCGUGUCGGAGGCCUUAUUCUCGCUGCCGUCCUCUGUCUCAUCGGCAUCACCAUUCUACUCAGUGGCCACUGCAGGUGCAAGUUCAACCAGAACAAGAGGAGGAGAGCAGCAAGCGGUGCCCAGUCGAUGCUCACUGACCAAGGUCGUGCUUGUGAUUGUUAGACACAACCAGAACUCAGCACCACACAGACUUCUGGACCCUGCAACCAACAGAUAAGACGUCGAUGGGCGGGAGCGAUUUUUGUGAUGAGUCUUUAGUUUGUGUUAGAAAAAGCAACAGGAGGUUGUGUGUUGUCUACCCGCUGUGAUGUGCGAUGCUUUGUGCCUGUAAAAACUCAGAUCCACACUAAACCGCUGAAAUCAGAAAACAUCCCUUUACAUAUAAAACCUCGCAGAAAAUUCACUGCUCGCGGGAUCUUCACUGAAUCAGAAAUCAGCCGCACUGCCUCAGUCAAGUUGGGAUUUUUAUCAUCGUGAGUUUGCUGUAAGAAAAAUAAUGCUCUUUAGUGACAUUUUAUUUGUUACGUUACGCUGUACUUCCCUCAUUUAGAAAA
This is a messenger RNA of Thalassophryne amazonica, 804 nucleotides long. Its product is annotated as FXYD domain-containing ion transport regulator 3-like. The transcript is spliced from 8 exons. Lineage: Eukaryota; Metazoa; Chordata; Actinopteri; Batrachoidiformes; Batrachoididae. Gene Ontology annotation, molecular function: sodium channel regulator activity. Gene Ontology annotation, cellular component: membrane. The record is from RefSeq and is a predicted model, not a curated record. The coding region runs from base 146 to 412 and encodes 88 amino acids. Gene Ontology annotation, biological process: regulation of sodium ion transmembrane transporter activity.